Messenger RNA from Hansenula anomala, 927 nucleotides. Its product is annotated as aldo/keto reductase. The coding region runs from base 1 to 927 and encodes 308 amino acids. NCBI's taxonomy places the organism in Eukaryota, Fungi, Ascomycota, Saccharomycetes, Phaffomycetales, Wickerhamomycetaceae. The record is from RefSeq and is a predicted model, not a curated record. The transcript has a single exon. Gene Ontology annotation, molecular function: oxidoreductase activity, acting on NAD(P)H as acceptor.
AUGACAGUCAAACAAGUUAAUACUCCAUCAUUCAAACUACCAAAUGGUGAUAUUCCAGCAAUUGGCUACGGAACAGGUACUAAAUGGCAACAUCUUAAAAAAGGUAGAGCUGAAGACAUCAGAACAACAUUGGAUGAAAACUUAUCCAAUGCUAUUAGUCAAGCCAUCAAGUUAGGUGUUACUCAUAUUGAUACUGCUGAAAUUUACACCACACAUAUCGAAGUUGCUCACGGUAUUAAACAAUCAGGUAUUGAAAGAUCUAAAAUCUGGAUCACCGAUAAGUAUUCCCCAGGUUAUGGUAGUUUCCCAGCACCUAGUAAGACCCCAUAUGAAGCCAUCAAGACGGCCUUGAGAGAACUGGAGGUGGAGUACAUUGACUUAUAUCUCAUACACGCACAAUUUUUCAAACCUGAAUUGACCCAUGGUGUUACUAUUGAACAAGCUUGGGCUGAUUUGGAAAAAGCUCAUAAAGAAGGUUUCGUGAAAAAUAUUGGUUUAUCAAAUUUUGAUAUUCCACAUAUUGAAAAAAUCUUGAAAGUCGCAAGUGUCAAACCAUCUGUUUUACAAAUUGAGUUCCAUGCUUAUCUUUUCAAUCAAUCACCAGGUAUUAUCGAAUAUGCAAAGAAGAAUGAUAUCUUGGUUGAGGCUUAUGGCCCACUAUCCCCAGUUAUUAGGGCUUCAGGAGGUCCAUUAGACCCAGUAUUGAAGAAACUGGGUGAAAAAUAUGGCAAAAAUGAAGCUCAAGUUUUGUUGAGAUGGGUUUAUCAACAAGGUAUUUUACCAAUCACCACAAGUUCAAGCGCUCAAAGAAUUACAGAAGCAUUAGCUAUUUUCGAAUUCGAGUUGGAACAAGCUGAUGUUGAUUUGAUCACAAAAGUUGGUUCAGAACAUCAUUUCAGAGCAUUUUUCCCAGAUUUUGAUAAAUAG